This is a messenger RNA of Macrobrachium nipponense, 948 nucleotides long. RefSeq lists its product as uncharacterized. NCBI's taxonomy places the organism in Eukaryota, Metazoa, Arthropoda, Malacostraca, Decapoda, Palaemonidae. The record is from RefSeq and is a predicted model, not a curated record. The coding region runs from base 105 to 821 and encodes 238 amino acids. Gene Ontology annotation, molecular function: structural constituent of cuticle. The transcript has 2 exons.
GUUGCCCCCAUCGAGUAUAUAAGGAUGCCCAGAGAGAUGUUCUUCACCAGUACGUCCUCAGUAGCCUUUGGUGCAAAGGAUUUCUGAGUUUAAGCGAGCCCACCAUGAACGGAUUGGCUGUUAUUUGCCUUCUGGCUGUUGGAGUGAGCGCUGGUCCAGCGCCUCAGUUCCGUGGAUUAAUCGGACAAUCGGGAAUCGUCAGACCCGAUGGCAACAACAUCCAGUUCACUCAAGCUCAGGCUGACAACUUCCUUCUUGUUGGACCCUCUGGAAUUGUGACCAAGGACGGCAGGAACAUCCAGCUCACCGACGACCUCCAGUUUGUCCACAGGGCUAAACGCAGUGCAGGUUUCGUCAGUGCAAAGGGCAACAUCGGACAUUCUGGAAUUCUGAGAGCUGAUGGAACCACCGACCUCUUCAGUCACGACCAAGCUCACAACAUCCUGUUGAUUGGACCAUCAGGAAUCGUCACCAAGGAUGGCAGGAACAUGCAGUUGACUGAUGACCUGAGAAUCGCUCACAGGUCAAAGAGACACUUGAUCGGUGACUCUGGAAUGAUCACUUCUGACGGCAUCCCCAUCCAGUUCACAAGGCCCGGAGUCACCAUUCUUCUGGAAGGUCCCUCUGCUUACAUCAUGUCUGACGGUACCUUGGUGCAGAAGCGUGCCAAGAGGUCUCUUGAAAACUUCGGUCACACUAUUGGAGAAUCCGGAAUUAUCACCAACACUGGAAAACUGAUCCAACUUCCUGCUCAUGCCACGGUCGUCCAAGUUGGACCAUCUGGUGCUAUUCUUUCCAAUGGGCAAAACGUCCAGUUCUAAAUUGGGACUGUCUUAGAGUUUAUUCUCUCUUUCAUCUCGCUUGGUGGUGCAUUGAACAUACAGAUUUAUUCUCAUAUAGAACCCAAUGUAAAAAGAAAAAACUUUAAAUAAAGUAAUUUUAAAUUAA